AAGACAUGAUGAUGAAAGCAAAAUUUACAUGUCGGAUAGGAUCACUCUUAUGCCCAGGAAGAUGAGCUCACUUAUUACUUCACAAACGGAACCCAGAUCACUGAAUUUUGUAAAUACAAUAAACAUCAUCAUGAAGGUUUUAGAUCAGACAAUAUUUUCAGUCCAGGCAAGGAAUAUUAUCAUUAGAGAAUUUAAUGGUCAGGAAUUGCGUUUGGAUCCUUCACCUAAUGUUAGAGAUUUAGUUCAUAAGGAGGAAUAUUUGUAUUCU
Molecule: messenger RNA, 268 nt
Organism: Funneliformis caledonium
Lineage: Eukaryota; Fungi; Glomeromycota; Glomeromycetes; Glomerales; Glomeraceae
Source: the annotation of a GenBank genome assembly